AUGUUACCUUUGACACUUCUUCGAACUGCUGUUUACCAUCCUAUGUUGGUAGAAUUAAAAAAUGGUGAAACAUAUAAUGGACAUUUGAUUAGUUGUGAUAAUUUUAUGAAUAUUCAUUUACGUGAUGUUAUCUGUACUUCUCGAGAUGGUGAUCGAUUUUGGAAAAUUCCUGAAUGUUAUAUACGUGGUAAUACUAUCAAAUAUCUUCGAUUACCCGAAGAUGUACUUGGACUUGUCAAAGAAGAUACUAAUGAAAAACCAACACGUUCAGGACCACCAACACGUCGUCCAUUUCGUGGUCGUGGCGAUGGUGGACGUGGAGGACAUGGUGGUCGAUCGGCAGGAUCUGGUGGUGAUCAUCGUAAAGGUGGUGGCGGUGGUGGUCGUGGUGGACAUCAAGGAUCACGUGGUGGUGGCCGUGGUGGACAACAAGGCGGACAACUUCGUCAAGGACGAUAG
This is a messenger RNA of Rotaria sordida, 459 nucleotides long. The record is from the annotation of a GenBank genome assembly. Lineage: Eukaryota; Metazoa; Rotifera; Eurotatoria; Philodinida; Philodinidae.